UUCAGUGCUGGUAGCAUUGUUACCACAAAAAAAUCCAGUGAAAUUGUGAGGCACUUUAUUCAUUCCUGGGUGAGUGUUCAUGGAGCCCCAUCUAAAAUUUUUUGUGACAAUGGAGGUGAAUUCAAUAAUGAGGAAAUGAGAGACAUGGCUGAGAACUUUAAUAUUGAAGUGAAAACCACUGCUGCCUACAGUCCAUGGAGUAAUGGAUUGAUGGAAAGACAUAACCAGACCCUUACAGAGAUCCUGUUAAAAGUGAAGAAAAGCAGUGUUUGUGACUGGAAAGCAGCCCUAGAUUGGGCCUUGAUGGCAAAGAAUACAAUGCACAAUGUGCAUGGAUUUAGUCCAUACCAGCUGGUGUUUGGACAAAACCCGAACCUACCUUCUGUGCUGGUUGAUAAACCGCCUGCCCUGGAGGGCACUACCAUGAGUAAAUGGGUAGGACAACACAUUUCAGCAUUACAUGCAGCAAGGACAGCGUUUACUGAGGCAGAGUGCUCUGAGAGAAUCAGGAGAGCUCUGCGCACACAGCUUCGCAGCACAGAUGAAUACUACGAAACUGGAGAUAAAGUGUACUACAAAAGAAUGGACUGCAAUGAAUGGAAAGGCCCUGGGGUGGUAAUUGGACGAGACGGGGUGGUAAUAUUUGUUAGACAUGGAGGCUCCUAUGUCCGGGUGCAUCGCUGUAGACUGCGCAAGGCCACUGAUCACUACACUGACACGUCUCGUGACAGACAAGAAAGCCAGACAGAACUUAAUGCAGCAGAAUGUGACAUUGAACAUGUUGAAGAUCUACCCGAUACUGUAUCUAGUGAUGUAGACAGUGUGCCUGACACAGAGAAUGCGGCAGGGAGCUCAAAUAAUGACAGAGACGGCAAUGAGCAUGAUAAUGAUCCAUCCGACAGACAACCUCCUAUCAUAAGAACAGACCGUAGUAUGAAUCUAAAGGCAGGACAAUUCAUAAAGUAUGUGGAAAGAGACACUGGAAUUUCACACACAGCAAAAGUGCUAGGUCGAGCGGGAAAGGCAACUGGAAAACACAAGGACUGGUACAAUCUGGAGUACACUGAGCCAGUUAACCUCACUGGCACAACAAGGUCAGCUGACCUUUCACAGGUUGACACACUGCAGAUUCAGUCAUCGGACAGGGUGGAACAGCCAUCUGAUCACGAGGAUGUACUUGUUACAAAGGAUGUGUCAUUUGAAUCAGCUAAACUUACUGAAAUCAGUAACUGGGAGAAACACGAUGUGUUUGAUGAAGUAAAAAACAUGGGACAAAAAUGCAUUUCCACAAGAUGGGUGUGUACACUCAAAGACACACCAGACGGCAUAGUUCCAAAAGCAAGGCUAGUGGCGAGAGGAUUUGAAGAGCUAAACACAAAAGAUCUCCCAAAAGACUCGCCAACAUGUGCCUCAGAGUCUCUUAGACUACUCAUGUCUGUGAUAUGUCAAAACCGAUGGACACCCCACUCUAUGGACAUAAAGUCAGCAUUCCUUCAAGGAAAUGAGUUAUCCCGAGACAUCUAUGUUCGUCCACCACCUGAAGCUAAGAGCGAGGGAACUCUAUGGAAGCUAAACAAAUGUGUUUAUGGACUAAAUGAUGCAUCACUGUACUGAUUUUCACAACAACCGUAAUCCCUCACCUGCAAUCUACCUUUCAAGUGGGCAGAGAAGAACAUGACAGUUUUCGCUAUGUAGGCAUGGAGUACGUCACUGCAAAUGGAGUAACAUGUAUGCAUCAAGACAAUUACAUACAGAAUCUCCAGCCAAUUCACAUAGACAUCUCCAGAGCCAUGAGACGGGAUGCUCUUUUGACUGAAAGUGAAAUUGAUGACCUGAGAUCAAAAAUAGGUCAACUUCUGUGGGUUGCCAGACAAAGUAGACCGGAUAUUAUGUUUGAUACAUGUGUCCUUGCAGCUAACAUAAAACAUGCUACUGUGCAGACUUUACAUGACACAAAC
Nerophis lumbriciformis (worm pipefish) is the source of this 1958-nucleotide messenger RNA. RefSeq lists its product as uncharacterized. Lineage: Eukaryota; Metazoa; Chordata; Actinopteri; Syngnathiformes; Syngnathidae. Gene Ontology annotation, molecular function: nucleic acid binding. Gene Ontology annotation, biological process: DNA integration. The record is from RefSeq and is a predicted model, not a curated record.